Penicillium brevicompactum is the source of this 2382-nucleotide messenger RNA. RefSeq names its product TFIIH/NER complex ATP-dependent 5'-3' DNA helicase subunit RAD3. Gene Ontology annotation, biological process: transcription by RNA polymerase II; nucleotide-excision repair; positive regulation of mitotic recombination. Lineage: Eukaryota; Fungi; Ascomycota; Eurotiomycetes; Eurotiales; Aspergillaceae. The record is from RefSeq and is a predicted model, not a curated record. The coding region runs from base 1 to 2382 and encodes 793 amino acids. The transcript has 4 exons. Gene Ontology annotation, cellular component: nucleus. Gene Ontology annotation, molecular function: DNA helicase activity; damaged DNA binding; ATP binding.
AUGAAGUUCUUCAUUGAUGAUCUUCCAGUGCUGUUCCCGUACCCUCGCAUCUAUCCCGAACAAUAUGCCUACAUGUGCGAUCUCAAAAAGACCCUCGAUGCAGGGGGUCACUGUGUGCUGGAAAUGCCCUCAGGGACCGGAAAGACCGUUUCGCUCCUGUCGUUGAUCGUCGCCUACCAACAGCACUACCCAGAGCACCGAAAGCUCAUUUACUGCUCCCGAACAAUGUCGGAGAUUGAGAAAGCGCUAGCAGAGCUGAAGGCGCUGAUGGAACACCGCGCAAAGGAGUUGGGUCAUGAGGAGGAAUUCCGCGCACUCGGUCUCACCAGUCGAAAGAACCUCUGUCUUCACCCUUCCGUGAAGAGAGAAAAGAGUGGUACGGUGGUCGAUGCUAGGUGCAGAAGCUUGACAGCGGGCUUCGUCAAGGAGAAAAAGGAACGAGGCGAAGAUGUCGAUCUCUGCGUAUAUCAUGAAAAUCUCGACCUACUCGAACCGCAUAACCUCGUUCCCCCCGGCGUCUUCACGCUUGAUGGACUAUCGCGAUACGGAGAAGAGCACAAGCAAUGCCCAUACUUCUCUGCUCGGCGCAUGAUGCCUUGGUGCAACAUCAUUAUCUAUUCAUACCAUUAUCUUCUGGAUCCGAAAAUCGCAGAACGUGUAUCACGAGAGCUUUCAAAAGAUUGCAUCGUGGUUUUUGACGAGGCUCACAACAUUGACAACGUCUGUAUCGAAUCCCUCAGUAUAGAUCUGAGUGAGGACUCUUUGCGAAAAGCGACCCGAGGCGCAUCAAAUCUAGAACGCAAGAUCGAAGAAAUGAAAAGCUCAGAUGAGGAGAAGCUGAAGAACGAAUACACAAAACUGGUGGAAGGAUUACAAGAGGCAGAGAAAGCUCGCGAAGAGGAUCAAUUUAUCUCCAAUCCGGUGUUGCCCGACGACUUACUCAAGGAAGCAGUUCCCGGCAAUAUUCGUCGCGCAGAACACUUUGUUUCCUUCUUGAAGAGAUUCAUUGAGUAUCUCAAGACUCGCAUGAAAGUGACCCAUACCAUAUCCGAAACACCCCCUUCUUUCCUAACACACCUGAGAGACCUUACCUACAUUGAACGAAAGCCCUUGAGGUUCUGCGCUGAGCGUCUAACGUCACUCGUUCGAACGCUGGAGCUUGUCAAUAUCGAGGACUAUCAGCCUCUCCAAGAGGUAGCCACCUUUGCAACGCUUGUCGCAACUUACGAUAAAGGAUUUGUGCUCAUCCUAGAGCCGUUUGAAUCCGAGGCGGCUACUGUACCAAACCCCAUACUUCACUUCACGUGUUUGGAUGCCGCCAUUGCCAUUAAACCAGUAUUCGACCGUUUCAGUUCUGUGAUCAUUACAUCGGGAACUUUAUCACCUUUGGAAAUGUAUCCGAAGAUGCUGGGAUUCAAUGCCGUACUGCAGGAGUCCUACAGCAUGACACUAGCUCGACGAUCAUUCUUGCCUAUGAUUGUCACUCGAGGCUCUGAUCAAGCUCAAGUCUCCUCUUCUUUCGGAAUUCGAAAUGAUCCUGGUGUUGUGAGAAACUAUGGCUCUUUGGUUACCGAGUUUGCGCGUAUCACCCCUGAUGGAGUCGUCGUCUUCUUCCCCUCCUAUCUCUACAUGGAAUCCAUCAUCAGUAUGUGGCAAGGAAUGGGCAUAUUGGAUCAGAUCUGGAACUAUAAGUUGAUCCUUGUUGAAACACCCGAUGCGCAAGAAUCUUCACUAGCCUUGGAAACUUAUCGGACCGCGUGUUGCAACGGGCGUGGCGCAAUCUUGUUCUGUGUCGCCCGAGGAAAGGUUUCCGAAGGUAUUGAUUUCGACCACCACUACGGUCGUGCGGUGUUGUGUAUCGGUGUUCCAUUCCAGUACACCGAGUCUCGCAUCCUGAAAGCUCGACUCGAGUUCUUGCGUGAAAACUACCGCAUCCGAGAGAAUGACUUCUUGUCUUUCGAUGCUAUUCGACACGCCGCUCAGUGCUUGGGACGUGUCCUGCGUGGCAAGGACGACUAUGGAGUCAUGGUGUUGGCAGAUCGCCGAUUCGAGCGAAAGCGCCCCCAGCUUCCAAAGUGGAUCAACCAGGCCAUGCUGGACAGCGAAACCAACUUGAGCACAGAUAUGGCCGUAUCGAACGCCAAGAACUUCUUGCGUACAAUGGCUCAGCCCUUCAAGUCGAAGGAUCAAGAAGGCAUUUCCACGUGGAGUUUGGCUGAUAUCGAACGCCAUGAGGCAAAGCGAAAAACAGAGGAGGAGCGGAUGAUGAGAGAGGAAGUGAAUGGGAACAUGGACGGCGUGAUCCCAUCUGCAUCUCGCAUUGUCGACGAUGAUUUCGAUGAUGACAUUGAUGAGGAUCUCAUGAUGCUCGACGCGCAAUAA